UUUAAGAUAUUCUUCGAUUUCUAGAGGAAUCUUAGCUUUUAGUUCAAGGGUCCAUGUCAUUGUGGCCAGCACUUUUGCAACGACGACCAUAAUGGUUUUUCCAAACAUUAUAAACCCUCUCUUCUUUCUCACACAGCCCAUACAUUUGUAGCCCCUCUUCCAAUGAGAUAUCUCUCGCUUGUUCUAUCGCUUUGCGUCCUCUUCUUUCUGGUUGCCACUGCCAAUGGAUCUACCACGAAGAAGCAAGGUAAGGUAACCUUCCUCCAGUUCUACAUGCACGACAUUGUCACGGCCAAGCAUCCCACCGCCGUCAUGGUGGCCAAGCCCCCUUCCAGGAACGAUUCGUUUGGCCUGGUGAUGAUAAUAGACGAUCUCAUCACGCAAGGACCCUCUUCCAGCUCCAAAGUUUUGGGACGGGGCCAGGGAACUUAUAUGGUGUGCUCGCUCACCGGCAUUAACUUGCUCUUCAGUUUCGCCGCUGUCCUGGACACUCCAGAGUAUAAAGGGACCAUCAGCUUCCACGGCCUCGACAUGCUUGCACUGACCGUGAGAGAGUUCGCUGUGACGGGAGGAACCGGAGAUUUUAGAUCGGUGCGAGGCUACGCUACCAUCGAGACGCAGGCUCUAAAGGGGCUCAACGCAGUGCUCCUGUUCAAAGUUUAUCUCACAUAUUAGCAUAGAGAAAAAGAGAGAAGUGUGGACCUUACUAUUGUCCGGAGAGCUCGUUUAGCUUCCGGAAGUUUGUGCACACCCGAGCCCAUGCUUGACGAUGAGAGGCUCGGUGAAUCCAAACAUUUUUCGCU
Messenger RNA from Selaginella moellendorffii, 803 nucleotides. RefSeq names its product dirigent protein 1. The record is from RefSeq and is a predicted model, not a curated record. The transcript has a single exon. Bases 163 to 675 code for a protein of 170 amino acids. Lineage: Eukaryota; Viridiplantae; Streptophyta; Lycopodiopsida; Selaginellales; Selaginellaceae.